CUUGACCUGUCAGAGUGACGUUUACAGUUCUUCGGCAAGCGUUGUGUCACGUCGCGAUUUGCGCGAAAUUGCUUUAAAAUUUGCUUAUCUUCUUCAAUUACUCUGCAGUAAUAAAGUUUCUGAAGCCUCAGCAACAAUCUUGAUUAUAUAAGGGUUCCAAAGCAUGAGGAUAUCGGCCAGGUGACCUCCGAUCAUGCUCCCGCGCAGCCUGCUAGGUGUGCGAUGCUGUUAGGUACGCCCUGCAUCUCCAGACAGUUGCAGAAAACUCCUACAGGCCUCCUGACCCUUAUGCGCCUGCAUCGCUGUGAGGGCUGCCUGGCGGCGUGCCCGCCGCGCCGGGCGCCGCUCGCGGACUAUCCCCGCUCUAUCUUUAAAACCACGUUGUGCAAGCGACGCCGCUCGCCCUACCCGAUGAGCCACAGCAAAUCGAACUGCACCAAGAUGGCGGACCCGACGCCGCCCACGCCGCCCGACAACAAUGCGCCACCCAUGCCCUGGUUCGGUAUGGACAUCGGCGGCACCCUGACCAAACUGGUCUACUUCGAGCCAAGGGAGACCAACCGGCGGGAGCUGGACAAGGAAACAGAGGUCCUCAAGAACAUCAGGCGGUACCUUACGAGGAACUCCGCGUAUGGCAACACGGGACGAAGGGACGUUCAUUUACAGAUGGACAACGUGACGAUCCGCGGCCGCCGCGGCACGCUCCACUUCAUCCGCUUCCCCACCACGGAGGUGGGCGCGUUCCUGCAGCUGGCGCGCUCCAAGGGCAUGGCCGCGCUCGUCAACACCAUCUACGCCACGGGCGGCGGCGCCUACAAGUUCGAGGAGAACUUCAUCAAGGAAGUGAACAUGCAUCUUCAGAAAUUGGACGAGCUGGACGCGCUGAUCGCCGGGCUGCUGUUCGUCGACGCGUGGCAUUCGGCCGAGUGCUACUACUGGGCGCCGCCGGGCUCGGAACUGCUGCACCACAACACUAGUAACACGCCGCCAUACUUGGAGGCAGCCCUGAGUCUUUACGAACGGCAGCCGUUCGACUUCUCCAAUCCGUACCCGUUCCUACUCGUGAACAUCGGGAGUGGCGUGUCUAUACUCGUGGUGAAUGGUCCUAACGACUUCUACAGAGUCAGCGGCACCAGUCUCGGCGGCGGCACAUUCCUCGGCCUCUGUUGCCUGCUAACCGGCUGCAGCAGCUACGAGGAGGCCAUAACGCUGGCGGCCUCCGGUGACAACACUACGGUCGACAAGCUCAUCAGGGACAUUUACGGCGGGGAUUACGCGCGGUUCGGCCUCUCCGGAGACCUUGUUGCUAGCAGUUUCGGUCAGAUGUGCUCAGCGGACCGGAGAGCCAAGGUGUCUCGGGAGGACCUCGCGCGGGCCACGCUCGUCACCAUCACCAACAACAUCGGCUCCAUAGCGAGGCUGUGUGCCAGCAAUCAAAAUGUUGAACGGGUCGUGUUCUGUGGCAAUUUCCUACGAGUCAACCCUCUGUCAAUGAAGCUCCUGUCAUACGCCAUGUCAUACUGGUCACGAGGAGCUCUUAAAGCGCUCUUCUUGGAGCAUGAGGGAUAUUUCGGCGCCGUGGGCUGCCUCCUGCAGCUAGACGACCACUACCACCGCAAGGAGAAGCCCCGCCCCAGCGCGCAGCCCCAACACGCCGACCGGUGAUCGCGCACCCGCCAGGAGGCCGAGGAGGGCUCAGGAGGUGUAGUAGGAGUUUAGCCGUAACACAGAAUAAAUAAUACUAGUACGUACAGAAGGUUCACUCUCUAACAAAACAGAUAUGGCCGAUAGGUAGGGUUGCCAUAAUUAGUCGGAACCGAUAAGGGACAAUGGACAACUGUUUUACCUGAGGGCCAUAUUGAGCCCCAGAAACGUUCGCGUGUGCCACCGAGGGAGGGGGGGGGGUGUAUCUGGUUGCUUUGCUGUUUGGAGCUGGGGUUCUAGAGCGCUAUUAAUAAAUAAAUAAACAUUAUAGGCAGGGUCACUACCCACUAGGCCAGACCGGUCGACCAAAUACCGGACAAAAACGGGACCAGUAAAAAUACGGGACGUGAUACUUAAAUACGGUGACAGUCCCGUAUAUACGGGACGUAUGGCAACCCUACCGAUAGGUGGCGCAAGCGCAGCAGACGUCUCCGUAGACUACUGCUAUACACCAAAAUUGGUGUGGGCAUGAUAGCAUCUAAACCAUCAUCUGACAAAGUAUCAAGUGGGAUGCGACUGACGAUAUUUGCUCCUGGCCCGCGGUCUAUUAACUUUGACUUUUAAAUAAAAUAUACUAAUUACAGAAUAAUGCUGACGUCAUAAUGUGACGUUCCACGGCAAAAGGUACCUUAUGGCGGCUGGCGCUUACGUCGCAUAGCGCCGCAAUAAUAUUGGCGUUAAUAACAGCGUAAGCGCCAACCGCCAUAAGGUACCUUUACACGUGGGACGUCACAUAUGAGUUGAAAAUAAGUGUUAAUGUUGCAUAAUUUAAAAUUCAUUUCCUUUUAAAAAAAAAUUAUUAUGAACAACUCAAAAAACCGACAUUUAAUAAUCGGGACUUGACAUUUUAUUCAUUAUGAGUAUUAUAUUAUUUUUUACAUGUGUUGAAGAAAUACUUGUAUUUCAUGAAAGUGUAAGCAUAAUCAGCUAUACAAAUAUUGACAUUGCUAGGAUAUUUAGCAUAGAUAUUUUUGUAGCCAAAUAUUACCAUGGUUGACAUAUUUCGUCCGGAAAUCGUGAAACAGGUAGAAUCCUGUGAGAAAUAUCAAAUGUUGUAAAUAUAAUAAAUAUAAAGAUCAUACAAAAAAAAAUAUAGUCAGACCGUAAAAAGUCUGCAGCGAUUUUGAUAGCCCACGCAGUGCAAGUAUCAUUUUAAACGUCAAACUUCUAUGAAAUUAUGACGUAUACAUAACACUUACACUGCGUGGGCUAUCAAAUCCGCUGCAGACUUUUAUUGGUGCGACUAUACUUGCAUUAACUGUCAUACUAUGUGUUAUGCUUUAGUUAUGCUAAAAUGCCAGCAAAAUAAUGAAUUAAUAGCAUAAUAUUGUUACAAAAAUCCAGAUACAGAUGUACCUAGUGCAUAAUUAUUUUCCAUCGUAUUUUCACGGAAACGUACGAACGUGUCUGCUAUUUCAGUCAGUCUCGGUACAAAAAGUACUGAGGUUGGCUGAAGUAGCAUGACAAAUACGAACGUUUCCGAUAAAAUACGAUGGGAAACAAUUAUGCACUUUACAUCUGUAGCUGAAUUGAUGCGUCAACGAGAUUUUAUAAUAUAAUUGUAAAUCAGUUUAUAAAAUAUUUCAAUUUCAUUGUCAGCAAUAAUAGAUAUUAUAGGUAGGAAAGAAUAGUAGGCGCGGUCUCUUUCUAUCGCAUUGGCCAGAAAGAGAUGAGCUAUGUACUGUCAGAAGCAGAAGUAGCUAAACGGGCCAAGACUCCAAAAUUAUCUGUACACAUAUUUGAGAAUAAGAGAGUGUAUAGCUAUUUUGAACGCUUGGCCCACUUACUUACAUCUCGUGCUGUCUAUAAUUCUAUAAAUGGGAAUCUUUCAGACAUAUGUGACGUUUUCAGGUAAAAAGUACCACAUUGUCAUUAACCAUAAGAACGAAAUUUGCUUAUAUUUUUAUACGAAUAAGCUGUCAGCGCGUCCUUAUGGCAAGCAACAAUGUGGUACCUUUUGCUUGAAAACGACACAUUCGACACAUAUAUAAUUAAAUUAUGUGAAAAAUCAUAUAAAAGAGCAGAAGUGUCGUUAUACGAAUUUAAUCCUUAUGUCAACGCACGUAAGUCGCUAUUGCAUUGAACCCACUGACGGUAAUAUCCGUCGAGGGGGAACGGUCAUAUACGGGGAUAGUCCUUAUUUAUGUUUUUUUAGUAGUCAUUCCUAAAGGCACAAAUAUGAUUUCCACUUUUAGAUGUAUUUUUGAUAUUAUUGUGAAUUUUUUUUGCGUUAAACGCAUGAGAGUGGGCGAAAAAAUUAUUGGAACCGAUUUUAAAAUUCAUUUUAUACCAGAACUCUCUUAGUUGCAUGUUCUAAUAAAAUAAUGUUAGAGUAAUUCGCCAGUAACUGGCCACCGGCCAAUAACUGGCCACCCUAAACUAAAAAUUAAUUAUACCUUUCCUUAAAUAGAAUUCAUUUUAGUUUAAGGUUUCAAUAACUAGCCAAUUUAGGGUGGCCAGUUACUAACAGGUGGCCAGCUACUGGCGAAUUACCUUAUGUGUAUGUGGUGUGACUUAUUAAUAAUGACCAAAUAAAUGUAUAAAAAAAUCAUAAAUUGUAUUCAAGUAUUGAGCUGUUCGGUAUAAAACCUUGAGUUUACAGAUGUAGUGUAUAAUUAUUUUCACCUCAGCAGCUCGAACAAGGGUACUUUGCUUCUUAAAAACAGUGAGCAAAAUGCGAUUUUGCUCACCGAGUCAUUUUGUCUCACUCAGUGAGCAAAAUCGCAUUUUGCUCACUGAGUGAGACAAAAUGAGUGAGCAAAAUCGCUUUUUGCUCACUGAGUGAUACAAAAUGCCAUUCAAGUGACCUUUAUAGUCAAAUGUCAUUUCAACAUGCGGGAUCUAAUACAAGUUCGAUAUACUUGGGUUCUAUUAUCUGUCCCUCUAGGUAUGUUCUCACUGCUUAGGGUGAAAAAUUUUGUAAAAUUUUCUACACGAGAUCAAAGUUAUUUACAUCUCGUGCGCUUUUGUAUCCCUUACUACGCUCAAGAUUCUAAAUUAGAUAUUAUAGAGUCUUUCGCUUGCUCGGGACUCAAAAUAAGCACUCGAAGAAAUAUCAAACUUUGAUCUCUUGUUGUACAAAUAACUAUUUCCAUCGUAAAUUCACAGAAACGUACAAACGUUUCUCGCUAUUUCAGUCAGUCUCGGUACAAAAAGUACUGAGGUUGGCUGAAGUAGCAUGACAAAUACGAACGUUUCCGAGAAAAUACGAUGGAAAUCAAUUAUUCACUAUAGUUCGCUUUUUUAGAUUUAGAAAAAUAACUACGCAAUCUUGACGUGUCUUUUAAUUGAAAAACGCUUUUUUUUAAUCAGUAACUAUUACUUAUGAUAGCAAGAGAAUGUAUAUGUGACAUCCUACGGGUAAAGGUACCUUAUGGCGGUAGGCGCUUACGCUUUUAUUAACGCCGCUCCAAUACUAAUUCGGUGCUAUGCGACGUAAGCGCCAACCGCCAUAAGGUACCUUUUCCCGUGGAACGUCACAUAUAAUCGUAUAUUAUACAAAAUGGUUACAUAUCGGCCGUGACGUAUGUUUCAAAAGUGUAAAAAAAAACAUCAAGAUUGUUUGCCUUUUUUCUAAUGCUAAAGAAACGAACUAUACAUCUGUAUAUCUAUUUCGAUCAUUAUUAUUUAUUAGCUUGGAUAUAGCCCACUCUCGCCAAUGUUUAUUUCCAAAACUACACUAAGCUAUGUAGUAAAAUAAUUUAGUUUAAUUAUGAUGGUGGGUAAGAUUUUAUACGUAUUUUUAAUUUAUAUUUUUAUGGGUAAACGUGAAUUAUGUUGUGAUACUAACGAGCGCAAAGCAGGGUGACAAACUUAACGUUUUAAUUAUUUUAAUAGAUGACGAAAACUGGUUAGACUGUUUUUUAAGCUCUUAUGCUUUAUUUCUUUACAGAUUCUCUGUUUUUAUAUAUUUAUUGCCCUAACUCUGUAUCGUUAGGUACUUAAAUAAUACAAAUAAUUUGUACGUAGUUAUAACAUGUAUUGAUUAACCAACCAAAUAUGUGACGUCCCACGAGUAAAGGUACCUUAUGGCGGUUGGCGCUUACGCUAUUAUUAACGCCUCUCCAAUAUUAUUGCGGCGCUAUGCGACGUAAGCGCCCACCGCCAUAAGGUACCUUCGGCCGUGGAAUAUCGCAUAUAAAGCCAUCUGGAUGUCACUGAACGACCUGACUUUACGUCCUACAUUAUUUGAUCGUGUAAUGUUUUCAUCUACCCUCAACUGGCUUAAGAAGCCAUUUGAGAGUAGAUUUUGUUUACUCUUUUUUAAAUACCUAAAGAUACAGACUACACUACCUAAUCUGUCUGAUCUUGUACUAAAAUGAAUACCUAAAAAGUCCGCUGAAUUGGGUAGUCGAAAUAUCAUUUAAUAUCUACAUUCUAGCAUAUAAAAACAGUUAGUUUUUAUAUGCUAGAAUCUAGAUUAGCCGGACCAGACGUUGGACCACAUCAGGUGUCAAACAUGGAUUUGUGUCGCUUAACUUCAAACUCGGGUAAAUCCAUUCGACCCUCUCGGGUAUUAUCUUUUGUUAAUACCAAAAUCGCAUAAUCUAACAGAUGGAUUUACCCGAGUUUGAAAAUAAGCGACUCACUUGUGUCUUCGAGCAACACCGGCUUCCGACACGUCGGAAGGGAGGGGCCCAAGCGAUAUCUCACCGUACAAAUCUUUCUGCCAUUUUUCGCGGGGGGAAGGUGCACACAGUCGCACUUCUCACACACUUACAUACAAAAUCCAAUCAGAGGCCCUACCGCGAACCACGUUCGACGUGUUGCCUCUCUAUGGCACUUGUAAAUUCAUACGUAAGUGUGACAGGGAGGCAACACGUCGAACGUGGUUCGCGGUAGGCCCUCUGUAAUGACGACACAAAUACAUAGAAAAUGACACACGUCAAAGACAAAUCUUGCAAACCUCGAUCUCUUUUUGUGUACGGACGAGUGACUAGUGUCACAACACGCACACUAACACAUUUUCGUUGAUGUAUGUCAUUGUAUUCUGAGAGAUGAGAAGUCGGAUUUGUCGCUCGACCGAUCCGCAAUUUGUACUGAGCGAGCAAAAUCGAUAAAUCCAACAAUUACUUGAGACUCAAAUAUAAUAAUUGUAUUUAAAUGUAAUUAAACGUAUGAUAUGUAAAAAAAAAUAUUACAUGUGAAAUGUAACACUUUCUUUUUGUAAAUUUGAUAUCCCCGACCUCUUUUUAUAACAAAAAACCGAGCAAACAGGCAUUUUUGUGCAGCAGUGUUCACGCGCGCGUCUGGACUCGGUCUAGUGAAAAAUCCAAGUGCAACUAGUUUUAUUACCCGCGGUAGAUUAAAUUGACACGCUAAUCUUGUACCUCGGCAGAGGGGAAAUAGUGCGAAUGCCGCCUCCCUUCCGUGUGUGUUGCUCGAAGACUUGUGUAUAAUUAUACCUAUGUAUUUUAGUUAUUGUAUAGUUGACGAAAUACAAUUUGCAUCGAUUCGAAAUACGAGAUCGUUGGAAAGGGGUCAUCCAUUAAUUACGUCACACCAAUUUCUAGGUUUUUUUUACCCCUCCCCCCCCCUUGUCACACUUGGUCACAUUUGGCAAACCCCUCCCCUCCUAGUGUGACGUCACAUUUUCUCUACGAAAUCGCCAAAUCGAAUUAAGUAAGUACCUAAGUAUUAUUAAUAUUUUAUCGAAAUAUUUUUGACGAUAUAAAUAUUAGUAAUUUUAUAACCCAAAACUGCUUAGGAAAGAAAAUUAAACGAUUAAAAACUAUUUUCGUUUUAAAAACUUGUUAUUUAAAUGUACAGCGAACUAAAUAAUUUAAAUAAAUUUUCGGUUACUGAUUAAGUUAAAGUGACGUCACAAAGUUUGUGUCUCCCCCCUCCCCCAUGUCACAAUAUGUCACAUUUUCUUGACCCCCUCCCUCCCCCUAAACGUGUGACGUAAUUAAUGGAUGACCCCAAAUUAUAUUUCGUCCACAAUACCUGUAACAGCUGUCAUUCUGGUACUAUUAGUGGUGUCAAAAUUAGAACAUACUCGUAAAAAUGUGCCAGAUUGACAUCUCUCACGGGCACGUUAUAUGAAAACUGCAUAUGUAUAUUUGGGCAUUUUGUGGCCAAAAUGAAAAGCAAGUUCUUAAAUUCAAAGACAGUUGUGGUACCAGGAUCACAUGUAGAUGAAGUGGUACUUUAUCAUUGUUUAAUCGUAAAUUGAACUUUAUGACAAGGUGCCUAAGUUGUUUUUCGCCUGCUUCCGGCGCUUAUUGUUGAAAAUGGACGAGGUGUGGGCGGUCGUGUGGAGCGAUUUUAAAUAUUUUGUAUGAAUAGAAAUAAAAUAAUCUAUUACA
Cydia fagiglandana is the source of this 8012-nucleotide messenger RNA. It is a transcript of the gene fbl, whose product is annotated as pantothenate kinase 3. Gene Ontology annotation, molecular function: ATP binding; pantothenate kinase activity. Bases 223 to 1665 code for a protein of 480 amino acids. The transcript is spliced from 14 exons. The record is from RefSeq and is a predicted model, not a curated record. NCBI's taxonomy places the organism in Eukaryota, Metazoa, Arthropoda, Insecta, Lepidoptera, Tortricidae. Gene Ontology annotation, biological process: coenzyme A biosynthetic process. Gene Ontology annotation, cellular component: cytosol; nucleus.